AUGCGUUUAUCUCAAGUUUUGCGCGUUGUUCACGUUGUUCUGUUGCUAGAACUGUGUUCAGAUGAAGUCGUUGGAAGUAAGAUCGAAGCGAAGCUUUACAGGUGCGUUUUCUCUCUUUAUAUUCGCCUCAAAGCAUUCUUUGAAGGGACCUUCUUUCCAACUACAGCGCCUGGGUUCGACCGGUCAGAAAUCCUAAAAAGGCUUUGAUGGUCUCGAUGCGAGUUUAUCUUCAGGUAACAGAGCUUAUAUCGCUUUUCUGGAGUUAUUGAAAGAUGCAGAUCUUGCAUGUCUCAAAAUAGUACUGGGAACGGUUACAAGCUUUGAUAGCUUUUUAAAUAUUUUAAAAAACUCAGCAAGGAUAAUUGAACAGAAAAUUCAGCAAAUUCUCAACGUCGACGCAAAACAUCAAAUGGUGGAGGUCAACGCUUGGCUCAAAUACGUCAGUUAUUUUGAUGAUCUCGCGGAAUUGAAAAAGACAUAAUAGGUUGAAAAGCGAACUUUGAAUUUUUUCGAGUGAAAAGGUUCAAAGUUCUCGCUGAACUUGGUGAUUCCGCAGGUCUGGACGGACUAUCGGCUCCGUUGGAGACCUGUCGACUACGACAACAUCAGCACGAUUCGAUUUCUCGGCGGAGAGGAGCAAAUUUGGCAGCCAGACAUUCUCCUCUACAACAGAUAUAUCGACAAGUAGGCGAAUUAAUAUUAAACUUAAGAAAAACAUUUCAGUGAGCAGGAGAGCUUCGACUCGACCUACAAGGCCAACAUAGUCGUCUACAGCGAUGGCCUUGUCAAUUGGAUUCCGCCGGGGAUCUUUAAAGUUCGUUAAUUUUCAACUAAAAGCGGAAUGAGCUUUUUUUUUUAGCUCAGCUGCAAAAUGGACAUCACUUUGUUCCCUUUUGAUGAACAGGUAAUCAUAAGGGCUAUUUGUAAAUCAAUGUUUUCUAGAUUUGCUUUAUGAAAUUCGGAUCUUGGACCUACCACGGCUUUGCUCUAGACCUACGCAUUGAUUCUGUAGAUAACGACGGUGGGAAAAGAGUUUACAGCACACAAAAUUAGUUAAACGUGGUUGCAGAGCCUUCUGCCGAUCUUUCCACGUUUAUAUCAAAUGGCGAGUGGCACUUGGUUCAAGCGCCGGCCGUUCGAGAGGAAAAGUUCUACAAAUGCUGCCGAGAGCCCUACCCCACUGUUAGGUAAGGCAUCGCCUUCUUCAAAAAUUUCAAAAUUCUAAAACUGUAACGAAAAACUGAAGCCAUAGAACGGUUCGACAGUCAGAAUAUGAACAACUAAUCGCUCUGAUUAAAGUUUAGACGUCAAACAUGAAAACAACUUGAACAUUUCCAAACUUCUCACUGAAAUGGAUUAACGUGAUUAUAAAUUUGCAACUUCAGAAGUUCCAAACUUAAUGAAAAACAGGCUACAAAAAAGCUAUAAAAGAAAAAUCUCAGAUUUUUCCUUCACAUGCGUCGUCGGACCAUCUUCUACCUGUUCAACGUGCUUCUCCCCUCACUUCUCGUCUCAUUCAUGUCCCUUUUGGCGUUUUGCCUUCCCGCCACCGAUAUGAGCGAGAAAAUCGGACUACGUAAGUUACUAGGGUGGCCGGAAAUCAAUGAGAGUUGGAUUUGAAAACUUCCAUAGCAGGUACUUCUAGUGGAAAGAAAUUUAAUUUUAUGUUGCUAAUUCGUUUCGCUUAAAAAGUACCAUAAAAAAAUAAAAUAAAAAAAUAAUUUUUUUAGUAAACAGUUCGAAAAAAAUACGCUUUUUUUAUGAUCAAAGGAACUCCUUUGAUAACUUUAAACUCUUAACAAAAUAUAAGCCAACACGACCGAAAAACAUGAAAUAAUGGACUUUCAGAAAAAAAAAACCUGUUCAGAGACUACGAUCCUCCUGUCGGUUUGUUUCUUCCUGACGAUCCUGUCGGAGAUGACGCCGACGACGUCAGAAGCCGUGCCGCUUCUCGGCGUCUUCUUCUCUGUCGUCACCUUCAUCGUCUCUAUAUCCACCACGUUCACCAUUCUCGUCCUGAAUAUCCGAUAUCGGCAAUUCGGCAAUCAUGCGAUGGCUCCUGUUGUGCGUUUUUUUUUUGAGGAGUGAAAAUUUUCAACUGCGUCUUUGAUUUCUCAGUUCACAGUCAGAAUCAGCCUAAGAAACUUCUUCUUAUAGUAAUCUAGUAAUCAUUCAGAAUCUAUUUACUGGAGCUCAAACGUAAAAUAUUUAGAAACAACACUAAAAUUCUCUCUUUGGAAUGUCAAUAAGGGAAAAGAAGCCUGAAAACUUUAGUUCCGUACAAUGUUCCUCGAGUUUCUGCCGUGGCUAAUGAUGAUGCGACGGCCAGAACAUCAUUUCCACAAAGCCGGGGUUUCCAAAAUCGCAGAACAAGACGAAUGCGUCCAGGUGAGCUUUGAAGGCCCUUAUCAGACCUCUCAUUUUGUGUUCCACAGUGUUCGGAGAGGCGAGAGUUCAGCGAAGUCCGUCGCAGCGACGGUGAGGACGACGCCAUCGCCAACCUCUGCCCUUUUCCAACUGAAAAACUUUCGAUCGGCAGAAAAGUCGGCGACGUGAGUUUUCACAAAAAAAAAACCAGGAAUUGAAUCAGAAACUUUGAGCUCCUCGAGAUAUAAUUUCAUUUACACGAUUCGAAGAGGGUUCAAAGAAAAUCUAGUUCAUAUAAUUACUAGAACGGAAAUUGCAAACGUAUUGACUUGCGCCUGUAUUUACAGAACUAGUGUAGCUUAAAAAAAUUUGAAAUUUUUUGAAACUUCAGGUCUGAAAGAAAAAUUUGAGAACACGACCUUCUGUGGAACUGUAGGUGAGGAAUUGAAGAGUUGUGGUUUUUGAUAAAUUAUCCAAUUUCUGAGGAAAUGAAAAUUAAUAAGAACUUUUUAGCUUCUCAAAAAGACAGCUAGAGAAAAACAUCUGUAGGAAUAAUGUGAGAUCUAUAUGUAAACUUUUUUUUUCUUACUGAAUAUCAUUUUCAGGGGCUAUUCGUCCACCGGCGUUGCAAUGCGCACGAAAAAUCGCGAACUGAAAAGUUUGAGAGAGGAAUGAAGGCCUGCGAAAGGGCGAUCCACGAGGAAAGUAAGUCUUUUAUUUUUGAAAAAAUCGAGUUUCUGUUUCUCAAAGAUUGUUUCCAUCUCAGACCCGGAGUUGGCCCAAACGCUGCUAUCGACAAUCAAACUGUACGAAGUGAUAGUGGACCAAGUGGCGAGGAUCCGACGAAGAAUCGCGAUCAAAAGGGAACGCAAGGAUGUUGAGGUACAGCUUCGUCAGGAAAAAAAAUACGAAAACACUUUUUUGAUCCAAACUUUCUUGUAUGAAAAAUUCUGGUGUUUUGGUGAGUACAUAUAUUUUCAUAGCUGAUUCACGGCAGGCUUAGGCGAUCGAAAAAAAAAGAGUCCUGGGAAGAUAAUAAAAAAAUUUGGCUGGCUACGCCCCCUCAGUGUCCUAGGCUAACCAGGAAUCGGCUAUAACAAUUUGAUGAGUCUUGAGCUCAUAGAAAAGAAAAAGCAACUUCAGAACAUUCCAGAAAGACGAAUCUUCAUACAGGGAAGUUGUGAGCAAAAGCUUUUUUUUUGUAUCUUUUCGGUGGUAUGAAAAUAAGAACAGCGAUAGUUCGAACGGCGACUUGUCCGAUUUUUUCAUAUCGCUAGGAAACUUUCCGACGGCCACCUUUCCGCCGAAUCCCUUUCUGACUUUUUUCCCUUAUAUUUUCAGGUUUAUAAGACAUCUAUUAACAUUUUUUUUUUCCUAUUUCUUUGUGUUUUAAUCAUGAACCAAUUAUCUACUUCAUAUAAGAAAAUUCAAAAAGAAGAGUUUAUCGAGAAAAAAAGUCGGAAAAAGUUUCGUCGGAAAGGUGGGCGUCGGAAACUUCCCUAGCGAUAUGAAAAAAUCAGAAAUGUCGCCGUUUGAAUUUUCGCUGGUCUUAUUUUCAUACCACCAUCUUUUCUGACGUAACUGUAGCUACUUUCGUGUUCAUUAGAGGGAAGGAACACGUUUCAAAACGCAAAAAAGUGUUCAUCAUAGAAUUUCGCCUAGUCUGCUAUUUCGGAGUAACUCUGAGUUCAACCGCCACGCGUUGAGUCAUUUCGAACACCAUUAAAAUGUUUCGAGACGUGAUAAAUCAUUGAAAAUUUCAUAAAACUAACCUAGGAGGAAUGGAAAUUCGCGGCGAUGGCCCUCGACCGCUUCUGCCUGCUGCUCUUUUCCGUCCUGAUGUUGGUCUGCUGCGCCGCCGUCAUUUUUCUUCCGCCUUCCGUGAAAAUCUUUGAAUGA
Molecule: messenger RNA, 4266 nt
Organism: Caenorhabditis auriculariae
Lineage: Eukaryota; Metazoa; Nematoda; Chromadorea; Rhabditida; Rhabditidae
Source: the annotation of a GenBank genome assembly